Molecule: messenger RNA, 2369 nt
Organism: Durio zibethinus
Lineage: Eukaryota; Viridiplantae; Streptophyta; Magnoliopsida; Malvales; Malvaceae
Product: WRKY transcription factor 22-like
Biological process (GO): regulation of DNA-templated transcription
Cellular component (GO): nucleus
Molecular function (GO): transcription cis-regulatory region binding; DNA-binding transcription factor activity
Source: RefSeq, a predicted model, not a curated record
CAAACUCCAACAACCCAACCCUUUUAUUUAACCCGGGAUUCCAAGUUCCAACAAAAAACGUUGCUAUUGAACUUUUAAUUCUUUCAGUUUCAAUCCAAGUUUCGAAAACCUUGUAAUUCCUACGCUAACCUCCACUGUUCAGAUAAUUACAAGUCUGGUUUUAUCUACGGGUCUCAAAUUUCUCGAAGCUUUGGCCCACUAGUUUCUAUAUGAUCAACAGUUCAAGACAAAAUUUUGCCUGUUUCGUGUUUCACUCUUUAUUUGAAUGGUCUGAUUCACAUGAAAUGUAAUCUGAAAUGAUUUUCUUCCCAAAUUUUAAUAAGUAAUUCCUGACCCCAAAAAAUCCACAGGCAAAAUUCUUUUAAUUGAGAUGCUAUACAUGUAGUAGCAUGUUUCAUGCUCGUGACAAAACUCUGCCUACAAACUACUGUACGUGAUUUUUCUCUUUUCUUUCUUUUCAGUACUUCAAGCCAAAUCAACAGAAAUUUUCAAGAUUUGAUCAUUAACUUUUACGAGAACUUUAAUAUUAGAUUAAACCUGAAUUGUCGGCGUGAGUGAUUUUGGCUGAGUUUGGCUGCGCCGCUCCGCACCUGCUCCAUUUCCAGUAGCAAAAGUAAAGGAAAUGAGAAGAAAACAAAGCAAAUCUAUGAUCAUAACCCCAUGUUGUACAAGAACUAGAGUUAGAUUCUGUUGAGGAAUGAGAGUAUAGCCGAAUUCAAAAGUAAAAAUGAAAUCCCAACACAGUGAUCCGAGUCUGGCCAACAGUUCACUAACAGAAGAUAUCUAACUUGUGCUUAUGACAUGUUCUUUCCACCAAAUCCAGCAAAAUCCAACUGCAACUUAUCUUCUUCUGUUUGGGGAGGUUGAGAAACGUGUCUGCAUUCAGGAGUUUGGUUUAAGAUAAUUUCAGGAUUGGCAGUUUGAUUAUAGCAAUAUCCACGUGGCAAGUAGAAAUUGAUUGUGUGUGGGCACAGGACUUGGCCCAAAUUUGCUCAAGCCAGUCGAGUGGAAGAUGGGCCCGGAAUGUUUUGUCCACGAAAUAUCAAAACAUUUAUACACGGCAGCUGUGCGGAUGGAUUAUUUUAUUGCAAGGUGGGGGUGGAGGUGAUGGUGAGUGCUGAUUUAUGCAUAGUUGCUCAUUAACUUUAUAUUAAAUGAGUGACAAGAAAGGGUGAAGCAAGUUGGGGGUUUUGUCAUAUUGCCUAACUUCCUCUUAUCUUUCGCCCUUUCUCUCUCAUAAUCAAUAGGUUGUAUCUUAAUCCUCUGAUUUUAAUUUUCCUGUAACUAGUAUUCUAAGUGCAUUAAAUCUGCACACAGCUCUGCCUGUUUCUUUUAAUCUUUUUGGCAUAAUAUACAAGCAGAAAAAAAAAAACAAAGCAGCAGGAAACAGAAAGUGAUCAUGGAGGGUUCUGUCUCUCCAAAAUUGGACUCAAAGGCUUCAUCAGAAGAAUCAGAACUCAAACCAUCUGAAAUUCAGGCAUCCAAAAGAAGGAAGGUGGUUGAGAAGACUGUUGUCACAGUGAAGAUAGGAGAAAAUGGUGUGAAGUUGAAGAAUGAAGGGCCGCCAUCUGAUUUAUGGUCCUGGAGGAAAUAUGGGCAAAAGCCUAUCAAAGGAUCUCCUUAUCCGAGGGGAUAUUACAGGUGCAGCACAUCAAAAGGUUGUUCAGCCAAAAAGCAAGUGGAAAGAUGCAGAACAGAUGCUUCAAUGCUCAUCAUCACUUACACCUCUAGUCAUAACCAUCCAGACCCUGAUCUCCACACCACCAACCUAACACAGUCGCCAAAAGAACCCCAAACCAACCAUUGUGAUGAUCAGCCUCCAGCUCCUAAAGAACAACAGCUGCUAGAAGUUUCGGAACAAGAGCCAGAAGAAGUACAAAACGAACCCAUCAAAACAAGCAGUACUGAUGAAGAUGCAAGCGAAGAGCAUUUUCACUAUCUACAAUCACCAUUAAGUUCUCCCCAAAAUAUUAUAAUUAACCAAGAAGAUCCUUUCGCCGGGAAUCUGGAGAAAACCCAUGACACACUGGGCUUUCUGUUGGAUGAAGAGCCACUGUCUUGCCCUCAUAUGACGACAUCAUCAACACCAAAAUCAGAAGAAAAUGAUUUCUUCGAUGAGCUUGAAGAACUGCCCAUAUCUUCAGCUUUAACAAGUUUCACAAGAAGCAAGUUUUUCGAUGAAGGGAUUCCUGUUUUCCCUUCUUGAUCAAGUACUUUUCAGUCUUGGAAAUAUGUAAUUAAGAUGUUGAUAUUGAAGUGAUUAUGGCUCCACUACUAGUGAUUCUAGUUUAGCAUCUUUUAGUUUUUUUCUUUACGUGUCUGAGGAUUCACAAAUUAAAUGAGAAAGUUGGAUCACUUUGGCAUGAAAA